GUAUGGGUGUGGACUGGAUGCUACUGGUAUAUAAAGGUGUGGUCAGCCGAAUGUGAGGCACUUUACGGCAGCAAAGUCCACCACAAAACACACCAUGAAGCUCCUGGUGGUCCUCUCCGCUGUAGCCGCGUGCGCGCUGGCGAAGCCCGGUUUCGUGUCGCCGGUGGCGUACAACACGCUGGGCUACGGCCCGGUGGCCGGAGUGCUGGGCUACGGCGCGCUGCCGUACGCUGCCGCCUACCACGGCGUCGUAGCCGCCGCCCCCGUCGCCGCCCCCGCCGUCAGCGUCGUAGCACCCGUGGGCCUUCGCACGCAGUACCACGCGCAGGACGAGCUGGGACAGGCCAGCUACGGCCACACGGAGCCCCUGCAGGCGCACGCCGCCGUGCAGGACGCGGCCGGCAACAAGAUCGGUAGCUACAGCUACGUGGCGCCCACUGGCGAGGUGGUGCGCGCCGACUACGUGGCCGACGCGCUCGGCUACCGCGUGGCCAGCAACGCGCUGCCCGUGGCGCCCGCGCCCGUCCACACCGCUGUCGCCGACACCGCCGAGGUGGUGGCCGCGCGCGCCGCCCACCUGGCCGAGGUCGAGGCCGUCAAGUCGCGCUCCAAGCGCGGCAUCGCCCCAGUCGUCGCCCACGCCGUGGCCCCCGCCGUCGCCUACAGCGCGCCCGCCGUCGUCGCCGCCCCGGCAGUGACCUACGCCGCCCACGUCGCCGCCCCCGCGGUCGCCUACGCCGCCCCCGUCGCCGCCCCCGGCGUCGUCGCCGCCGCCCCUGCCGUCGUCGCCGCCGCCCCCGCCGUGAGGACGGCGACCCUCACCACGGUGGUGAACAACCCCGGACACGCCGUCUCCUACAGGGUCGACUGAACAAUCCGCUCCCCUACCCCGCCCGUCACUGACUUCUCGAUACCGGCUCUGCGUUGACUUACCUUCGACUUCAUUUGUGUGUAUGUGUGUGUUUUGGGUUUAAUAAAUAAUUAUACACUACA
Molecule: messenger RNA, 993 nt
Organism: Schistocerca gregaria
Lineage: Eukaryota; Metazoa; Arthropoda; Insecta; Orthoptera; Acrididae
Product: cuticle protein 38-like
Exons: 2
Coding region: 95-871 (258 amino acids)
Cellular component (GO): chitin-based extracellular matrix
Molecular function (GO): structural constituent of chitin-based larval cuticle
Source: RefSeq, a predicted model, not a curated record